This is a messenger RNA of Dentiscutata erythropus, 796 nucleotides long. Lineage: Eukaryota; Fungi; Glomeromycota; Glomeromycetes; Diversisporales; Gigasporaceae. The record is from the annotation of a GenBank genome assembly.
AUGAAUCGUCGUUUACAGAAUGCCGCAGAUACCACAUUUAGCGAUAAUUGGGACCGUCUAGCCCAAGCUAUUCGAGAAAUUCACAGAAAAAAUGCGUCGAUCUUAAGCUUCGAAGAGCUUUACCGUAAUGCCUAUAAUAUGGUCCUUCACAAAAAUGGAGAUAAGCUAUACAACGGCGUGAGGGAGGUUAUCACUCAACACUUAGAAGAAGUGGCUAAAGACCAAGUUGUUCCAGCUUUUCCAAUGUCAGGUGCUAGUAGCUCACAAGCAAAUUCCGCUAACGGCGCUGGUGGAGCAAAUUUCUUAAAAGUGCUGAAAAGCGUUUGGGAAGAUCAUACAACAUGUAUGCUCAUGAUUAGAGACAUUUUGAUGUACAUGGAUCGUGUAUAUGCCAAAUCAGCGAAUGUUCCUUUAGUCUACGAAUUGGGAUUAGAGCUCUUUAGGGAUACCAUAGUUCGAUCCACAAUAUAUCCCAUUCAGAGUCAUCUUUUGGACGUUCUUUUAAAUCAAAUCCUUCUUGAACGUGAAAACGAGAUCAUCGAUCGUUCUAAUAUUAAAGCAUCGAUGGAUAUGCUGCUCGAGUUAACUGAUACAAGUGCAAAAGAUUCAGUUUACGCAACUGAUUUUGAAGGACGAUUUUUGGAGACUAGUGCUGAAUAUUAUCGGGUUGAGGGUCAAAUGCUCGUAGGAGAAUGUGAUGCACCGGAAUAUAUGAAAAAAGUUGAGAAACGUCUUAAUGAAGAAGAACAACGUGUGCGCCAUUACCUUUCACAAACUACAGAACCGAAAAUUAGAA